AGUUGUAUGACUUUAGUGCCACCAUAUUCAUACUAGCCAUAGCCAUAGCAUAAUAAUAGGUCUACCUUCUGACUGAACUGUUACUCCUGUUCGGGCAAGUACGCGUGUGAUCGCAGCGUGAGCGCUAGCGAUGCGUGAAUGCAAACAUUAAUAUGAAACCACUCUGAAAACAUCAAUUACAAAGGCCGCUUCUGCUUUCCGGAAUUCCUUCCUUGGAUGUAGUAAUGUAGGGCUAGGAUGGGACACAGGCAUUGCGCAGUUUGAAGGGAAAUGACCGGUAAGUUCGGCGGUAACCUGGCGUUCGUUUAGCUAAGCUUCUCAGCUGAGCGUCACCCGUCCACGAUCCAACAUGGACGUCUACAACUGGGGAACGGAGCUGGUCACCCAUCCUCGCAAGAUCAAAGAAGUGUUCCACGUCCAGGAUAUUAUUGACGUAGUGACGGACCCCGACCAGUUUCCGUCCCCGGUAAGGGCACUGGGCUCUCGUCAUUCGCCGACGAAAUGCAUCGAUGCUGAUGGCGGUACAGUGCUGGAUAUGCGCCACCUCAACUUCAUCAACGAACCGAACGAAGCCGAACUGACAAUAACGGUCGGCAGCGGUGCGAUCUACUACGACAUUGCCCAUUUCCUGCAAGAUCGCGGCUUUAUGCUUCACGUGAACACUGAGAUCGGAAACCUGACGGCUGGCGCAGCCGUUAUGGCACAAACAAAGGACGCCUCAUUCCCCGGCGAGUACGGACAAGUCAGCUCGUAUGUUGUGGGAGUGAAGAUGGUGACGGCACAAGGUGAAAUACUGGAAAUAGAUGAUGAACACGAUCCAGAGCUGAUGACAUUCAUCCGCUGCAGCUACGGACUGCUCGGCAUCGUGUACGAGGUUACCUUCCAGAUCAAGCCAUUGCGCCUUAUGCGGCUUUAUCAUAAGGUCUACACCCUAGAUGAAUUCCUGGAUGACUUGGACGACAUCCGCGCAUCUGAUGCAUCCGUCAUGUACUACAUGUUGCCGUUUCACGGUUACGUCGCUGUUGAGUAUCGCUCGUACGCCGUCAUUGAAUGCAGCGAAGACCGCGUAGAGAAGCAGCCGGACGUUGUGAACAACAAGCACCUCUUACGUCACGGCAGUGACUGGCAGUUUGCCAUUCGCAAUGUCUAUUGGGCAAAGAUUGGCCCCGUUCUGGGCAGCAUAUCAAUGUCCAUACCGCGACCUCUUCUCGGAAUCUACUCCAGUGUGACUAACCUGGUAUUGUUGAAGACGUUGGGAGUACUGGCUGGCUACCGCAUCCUGCCCGCAGAGCAGAUUAUUCUCUACGAGGAGAAGCCACUGAGAGCAUCCCAGUACACUUUCUCCAUCAACACCUUCUCUGUCGGCACCUUCAAAGAGGCCAUGCGCGACUACUUUGCAUUUGUGCGCGACUACUAUGAGAGAACCGGCUGGAGAACGUCGCUGCUGCAUGUCGGCUAUCGGGUCUGCCAGGACACCAGGUCGUACCUCUCCUACACCGCCGACGGAGAGUCAAUGUCGCUCGACCCCGUGACCAAUGCAGACGGUGGAUGGUACCCGUUUCUGAAAGACUACAAUAAGUUUUGCAUGGCACAUAAUGGCAAACCGCUCAUGAAUCAAGCGCCUCUUCUCACCCACCAGCAAGUUGACAUGAGCUUUGGACCGAUGAUCAAGGAGUUCAAUGUCCACCGCAAGAAAAUGGAUCCUGACAAUCGCUUCCUGAACAACUACUUCCGGGAGCUGUUUGCUCUUUAAGCCGUGCUGCGAUGGUGCCGGGAUGUUGCCUGUCUAGGAGAUGGUGUAUGGUGCUUGAAGUAGCCUUCAGUGGCUACAUGGUCACUGCCCCCCCCCCCCCCCCCCCCCUGUUGCCAAGCUGUCUGCCAUCCGUUCAGUACCGGCCAGUAUGUCAGCGCAACUCUGGUCUGUUAUUUGCAUGCCCGCUGCUGCUAGCCAGCUUGCUCAAUAUGCUCUCGUUAUCGCGGCGGCGUGCAGAGUGUAGUCGGUAGUUAGUUUUGUGAAUGGUUUACUUGAAGACAUUGUAACUGCUGACUGAAGACUUGUGCGUCCUGAAGGACAGUAGUGAAGUUAGCUGUUGAAGUAAUUGAAUUUAUAUUUGUUGUCUAGUUUGUGUUGUCUUGUUGGUAGUUCGCACACGGUAUCACGUUCUGACAGAUGUUUAUCAGACCUUUGUAUCAUCUGCCAACAGUUGUUUCUCCUAUCCCAUCCUCCCUAUGUGUUCACUCAUUUAGAGUACUACCUACUGCAUUCUGUCCCUGCCUUGUUACCAUGGUUACGCCACCCCUGCACUGAUCAGGACCGCCGGAAGCACUGAGUUUUCGAUUGGUACCGUCCGGUAGUAUUGUGGCCUUUCAUACGAGCGUACUUUGUGUAUUGAUACGGUGGAUAUAUACAUGUAUGCCCUCCACAGAAGUAAACACAUGUUGGUGGCCAACAUGUUGGUCUGGUGAUAACAAGUUGACCAACCGGACCGGUUCCGGCGGGCCUGCCUCGGAUUGUAACGUGAAAGCCGUUAUGAACACGUUUGUCCGCAUCUGCUACUGCCUAUUCACAUCCCUCACAAUGUGUACUAUCGCACACAAUGUUCACUCACUAAAAUACAGAAAUGCACGGUAGCAGCACGGUGUCCACUUUCAUCACUGUUCAAAUUUGUUGUCUCAAAAACCACUUUUAGGUUAGGUUUAAUAGGUAUUAGUUGCCCUGCCUCUAAUAAUAAUUAUUAUAAUUAUAUUCCAGAAAGCACAGA
This is a messenger RNA of Sycon ciliatum, 2762 nucleotides long. RefSeq lists its product as uncharacterized. Lineage: Eukaryota; Metazoa; Porifera; Calcarea; Leucosolenida; Sycettidae. Gene Ontology annotation, cellular component: membrane. Bases 350 to 1753 code for a protein of 467 amino acids. The transcript has 4 exons. The record is from RefSeq and is a predicted model, not a curated record. Gene Ontology annotation, molecular function: FAD binding; D-arabinono-1,4-lactone oxidase activity.